AUGACACAGCCCAGCAAGUCCCCUGCGGGGGUUCUGCAGAUUUCGGCUGCAGUCACUCAAAAAGGCACCUCUUCAUCACCGAAGAAAGCUCCUAAGCCUCCAUCCCAACGUUUGAAGCUCAUUAUUCGUCGCUUGCCUCCAGGGCUGACGCGGGCAGAGUUUGUUGAGACACUGGGGCUAGAAUGGACGGCUGGCGCAGGGAAGGUGGAUUGGCUCGAGUUUAAAGCUGGCAAAGUGUCGAAAGACGCUGCCAAACCUUCUCGUCCAUCCCGUGCUUACAUUCAUGUUACGUCCAACGAACAUAUCACUCCGCUAUCAGACCAUGUGCGCCAGCUCUUGUUUCAAGAUGCCCGCAACACCAUGAAAGAUCCUAUUCUACUUGGACCUCCGAUUUUGGAAUUCUCACCCUACGCCAAAAUCCCCGGCAAUGGAAGUCGCAAUCGCAAAGAUGCCCGUGAGGGUACCAUUGACCAAGAUCCUGAAUUCAUUGCUUUCCUGGACAAAAUGACACAGCCAAUUAGCAAGGCGACCCCUGUUGAUAACGCGGAAGGCGACGAGAAGAAGAGGGAUAAGAAGGAUAAGGUUACGACGCCUCUGGUCCAGUUCCUCAGAGACAAGAAAGCAAGCAAGGCCAAGGACAGUGCAGCAUCCAAGUCCUCCAGAAAUGCGCGGUCAGAGAAGGAGUCCAAGCCGGAGAAAAUCCAAGCCAAAAAGCUUUUACAGCGGUCUGACAAGGAAGUAGCCGCACCGACCGCUGAGAAGAAAGGCAAGGGCGACAAGACCAGCAAAGAGUCUGGAAAAGCAGCCAAGCAAGCCACUGUUGCGACAAGCAAAUCUGGCAAGGCUAGUACUCCAAGUAUCAACAAGGAGACAGCAACUCCUGCCCUGCCCGAACGAAAGAGAGAACGGGGCAGCGUUGCUGUGGCAAAAACCCUCAUUCAACGCGAUCUCCAAGGAAGCUCAUCCCCAGGUGGGCGACGACGUGGGAAGGGUGGAGCAACUGAGACUGUCUCUCCCAAUGCCGGUUCUCCCAAGACCAAUUCUCCCAAGGCUGCUACUCCCAAGAACGGCUCCCCCAAGACAGGUUCUCCUAAGACUGCAAACUCGCGAGAUUCAUCAGCUCUUGCGACUGACAAACCUAAGAAGGAGCUUGUUGUCAAAGCAGGCAAAAAAACUUUGCCCGGAGCCUCUUCUACGAAAGGAAAGGAGAAGGAAAACGAGGCUGUGUCUAUAAAAGCACAUGAGACUUCUAAUGCUCCUCCCCCAAACACGAACUCGACCACAAACGCAACCCCUAAAUCAUCGAAGGCUAACAAGUCCAAGCCUGCUGCAGCUCCUUCGCCCACUGCCACUCAAGCCUUCCUCAAGUAUCUAAACCCAUCUCAGGGUGUGACUGAGGCUAGCUUGGCAGCGACAUUCUCUCCAUUCGGUGCUGUUAUCAAGACGGAGAUUGAUAAGAAGAAAGGAUUUGGGUAUGUGGACUUUGCGGAUCCAUCUGCAUUGCAAAAGGCUAUUGCUGCCAGCCCGGUGACGGUAGCUCAGUGUCAAGUGGUAGUAUUGGAGCGCAAGGCGAAUCCCGGUGGAAAGGCACAGCCGGGUUCCGGGUCCUCUCAUCGGAAUCGUGGUGGUCGAGGACGAAACAAGGGACCCAAGGGAGGAAAUGAAGCUGCCCCGAGUGCAGCAGAAACCUAG
Messenger RNA from Penicillium taxi, 1692 nucleotides. RefSeq names its product putative nonsense-mediated mRNA decay protein Upf3. The transcript has 2 exons. Gene Ontology annotation, molecular function: mRNA binding. The record is from RefSeq and is a predicted model, not a curated record. Gene Ontology annotation, cellular component: cytoplasm; nucleolus. Bases 1 to 1692 code for a protein of 563 amino acids. Gene Ontology annotation, biological process: positive regulation of translation; nuclear-transcribed mRNA catabolic process, nonsense-mediated decay. NCBI's taxonomy places the organism in Eukaryota, Fungi, Ascomycota, Eurotiomycetes, Eurotiales, Aspergillaceae.